CAUGCACUCACCUUGGCUCACUGCAUUCUCUGCUAGUAUUGUCACAGGCAAGAGUGAAAAUAAAGAGAGAAUUAUUAUUGAGGAACUACACAUCUCUGGAGUUUGCUAGGAAGCAACUUGUUAUGGCCGGCUGAUCAAUGGUGCCUGCUGGUCAAUGGCUCGCCCUGUUAUGCGCUUUCAGAAUUCAAUACUUUAGAUGUCUUCACUUGUUAAUAUUGAUUCCUUUUUUUAAUGUUUUUGGCAAUUCUCAUCCCCAUCCAAUUCAACAGGCUAGGAAGCAACUUGUUAUGGCCGGCUGAUCAAUGGUGCCUGCUGGUCAAUGGCUCGCUGGAACUUACCUUAUCAAAAGGAAGCAAUUGCAGCUCUCUCUGGCUCUCAAAACGGAAGAUGUUGAAGGAGGAAAGACUCGUGGGAGUAGGGCUCAUAACGCUCCUCCAUGUCAGCUUCCUUUCGAUCUGUAUUGCCAGUGAAAACCAGCCCUGUAGGCCUUCUUCUUGUGGGGAUAUUGCAAAAAUCAGUGACCCUUUUCGAUUAAAAGGUGAUCCUUCUGGUUGUGGUGACCAUCAGUAUGAACUGGCAUGCGAAAACAAUCGUACUAUAAUAAACCUGAACCACAAGAAAUACUAUGUUGCGCAGAUCAAUUACCAUAACUAUACCAUUCGGGUGGUGAAUCCUGGCAUAAAGAAGGGCAACUGUUUCUCCACUCCUCUGUAUUCCCUGACAAGUCAACAAUUGGGAUAUGGUGAUCCAUAUUAUUGGCGACAUAAAUGGGAAAUCAAUACAACAGUUUUGUUGAACUGCACAAUCCCGGUCAAUGAUCAUAACCUCAUUCCUAUUAUUCAUUGCAACACAAGUGGCAAUUCCUCUUCCUCUCAUACAUAUUCUUAUGCACAAGUUGGAAACCCCAAGCUGAGAGAUGUUCCAUAUUCAUGCGCCAUUGGUACAACUCUUUUUUAUCGAUCAGCUGCAGUUUCACAGCCCAGAAAUCGUUCAAUGUCAGACUUGCAAGACGAGCUGCUCAUGGGAGUUGAGCUUUCAUUUUUGCAUUACCGCUGCAGCAGAGAAUGCAAUGUGCAGGGGCGAUCCUGCCAUCUGAAUUACAUUCAGAGUACUCUACAAUGCAAAAUUGUGCCCACAGUAUGUGACUACCCAAUCGGUUGCAUCAAGCCAAUCUGGCUGAGGCAUUUGUUGUACCUGCUUGCUCUAAUUUGUACAGCCAUUUUAUCAAAUCAAUUUCAAAUCUUUGCUAUCGUCAUUGGAGGAAGAACUGUGCUCGGGAUAUUGUGCCUGUCUGCCUAUGUAAUCUAUAGGUUUCGACGGAGACACUUAUCCUUGGAUGAUAGUAUUGAAGAUUUCUUACAAAAUCAUAGAAAUCUCCAGCCAAUCAGGUACUCAUACUCAGAGAUAAAGAAGAUUACUAAUGGUUUUAAGGACAAAUUAGGGCAGGGAGGCUUUGGUUCAGUAUAUAAAGGAAAACUCCGAAGUGGUUGUAUUGUAGCAGUGAAGAUGUUGGUCAUGUCAAAAACUAAUGGCCAGGAUUUCAUUAAUGAAGUUGCUACAAUUGGAAGGAUUCAUCAUGUUAAUGUCGUGCGGCUCAUUGGAUUUUGUGUAGAGGGACCCAAAUGGGCUCUUAUAUAUGAUUUCAUGCCUAAUGGAUCUCUUGAUAAGUAUAUUUUCCCUGAAAGAAAAAAUUCUGUUCCUUUGAGUUGGGAGAUAUUGUACAAGAUUGCCCUUGGAGUGGGGCGAGGAAUUGAAUAUUUACAUCAAGGUUGUGACAUGCAGAUACUACAUUUUGAUAUCAAGCCACACAACAUUCUUCUUGAUAAAACCUUCGCACCAAAAGUUUCAGAUUUUGGCCUGGCAAAACUGUAUUCAGUGAAUCAAAGUAUCGUCUCCCUCACUGCAGCACGAGGAACACUGGGAUAUAUAGCUCCAGAACUAUUCUACAAAAACAUUGGUGGUGUCUCAUACAAGGCUGACGUUUAUAGUUUUGGAAUGUUGUUGAUGGAAAUGGUGGGAAAAAAGAGGUAUGUGAAUGCACAUAAAGACGACUCAAGUGAAAUGUACUUCCCAUCAUGGAUUUAUGACCGAAUCAACAAAGGAGAGGACAUGGAAAUGGGAGAUGCAACUGAGGAUGAAAAGAAAUGUGUAAGGAAGAUGGUGAUUGUUGCGCUAUGGUGUAUACAGAUGAAGCCUACAGACCGCCCUUCAAUGAGCAAAGCACUGGAGAUGUUGGAAGGUGACAUCGAACUCUUGAAAAUGCCUCCUAAGCCUACUCUAUAUUCCCAGAACAGGUCAAUUGAGGAUCAUGGUAACAACCCAAAUGGGAUUCCAGCUUCCUCAUGUAAUGCCAUGAUCACAAUUUCCUUGGAUGGAAGGUAGUGUUAUCCUGUAUCUACAUGCCUACUCUUUCCUAUAAUACCAUAUAUUUUAUUGACUUCA
This is a messenger RNA of Vitis vinifera (wine grape), 2442 nucleotides long. Its product is annotated as rust resistance kinase Lr10. The transcript has 6 exons. The record is from RefSeq and is a predicted model, not a curated record. Gene Ontology annotation, biological process: protein phosphorylation. Bases 232 to 2382 code for a protein of 716 amino acids. Gene Ontology annotation, molecular function: polysaccharide binding; protein kinase activity; ATP binding. Lineage: Eukaryota; Viridiplantae; Streptophyta; Magnoliopsida; Vitales; Vitaceae.